Molecule: messenger RNA, 2668 nt
Organism: Ciona intestinalis (vase tunicate)
Lineage: Eukaryota; Metazoa; Chordata; Ascidiacea; Phlebobranchia; Cionidae
Product: beta-glucuronidase-like
Biological process (GO): carbohydrate metabolic process
Molecular function (GO): beta-glucuronidase activity; carbohydrate binding
Source: RefSeq, a predicted model, not a curated record
GCACGAUAUUACGGGUUAAAAAGAUAAAAAAAAACAGUUCUGUGUUGCUCCUGUUUGAUUCGAAUCAAUUCAACAUUAAAUUAAAUUAGUUUAAAAAAUUACUCCCAGCGGCGAACCGGUUUCUCUCGUUUGCCUUUUUUUCUGCAUUCUCUCUUAAUCAAAAGUAAACACGCUAGAUGCGAUGUGAUUUGUGUUUGCGUAGAGUACGGCACAUUACAGUAAGCUAUUGUUGGCAGUCGGGUAUCAAUGUACACUGUAUGGUACAGAACACUAUAGGUUUAGUAAAGAUAUGUAUUUGUAUUUUUGCGUUUUAUGAAGUCAACUUUUAAUGCAGAAAGUUUCAGGAAAAUUAAUCAUUGCUUUGUGUGCAGAACAAAUACAAACAAUCAGGAAGUAAAGUGCAUACUAGUUUAGUGUUGGGGAAACGCAAUGUAUUGCCGCAUAAUAGCGAUUGUGUGCGUCAUAAUUCAUUCAGCCAAUGGCAUCCUAUACCCGAUGGAAUCGGAAUCUCGCCAAGUAAAAGAUUUGAGUGGCAGAUGGAGGUUUCGAACCGAUAACUCCUCUGGUCGAGAUACCGGUUUCCAAGAGCGUUGGUGGGAACGACGAUUGGCUGAAACGGGGCAUGUGAUCGACAUGCCUGUACCGGCGAGUUAUAACGACAUUACGCAGGAUAAAAGUAUUCGCGACUUCGUUGGCUGGGCAUGGUAUGAAACGACUUUUUUUGCACCUAAUGCGUGGAACAAUGAAGUCACAAAUGUAUGGUUAAGGGUAGGAAGCGCGCAUUAUUAUGCCAUGGUGUGGCUCAACGGUGAGCAAGUUAUGGAACACGAAGGCGGACAUCUACCGUUCGAAUGUGACGUAACAAUGUCUUUGAAUUUUGGCGCAACCAACCGGUUGACGAUUGCAGUGAAUAAUACGUUGACACCGAACACGUUACCACCGGGUGAAAUCAACCAUUACAACGGUAAAGAUGAUUAUCCGGCAGGUUACUUUACGCAGGAAUACGAAUUCGACUUUUUUAACUACGCUGGAAUUCACCGGCCAGUCAAACUCUACACGACACCUCGACUUCGAAUCGGCGAAAUCGUCACCAGCAGUGACGUCACGGCCGACCACGCCAGCGCAACUGUGCAUUAUCAGGUUACAGUCACCGACAGUUCAAGGGUGGGCCAAGAAAUGGCGAGCUAUAAUAUCACAGUGGUGCUGGAAGAUAGCACCGGUGCUAUAGUCAACAAAACAAGUGGCGGAUCUGGGUCGAUUACUGUGACACAGCCUAUGCUAUGGUGGCCGGUAGGCAUGCACGACCAAGUUGGAUAUCUCUACACGAUGGUGGUUUAUGCUGGAAGACUUGGGCUGUCUGCACCAAUAACGACGGACGUGUACCGGUUGAAAAUAGGAAUCCGCACAGUGACGGUUGAUCAGACGUUGAAAAUCAACGGGCGACCGUUCUACGUCAUAGGCGUGGGAAAACACGAGGACUGGGACGUUCGGGGAAAGGGGUUUGAUUGGUCGAUGGUAGUGAAGGACUUUAAUCUAUUAGAUUGGUUGGGCGCGAAUGCUUUUAGGACGAGCCAUUACCCGUAUGCUGAAGAAAUAAUGCAGAUGUGCGACGAGAGGGGUAUUGUUGUUAUUGAUGAGUGCCCGGCAGUGGGCAUGAGGUCGGCAAAUAAUUUCGUCAACAAAACGCUAAGUCAUCACUUAAACGUGAUUGGCGAACUCGUCACACGUGACCGAAAUCACCCAUCCGUGAUAAUGUGGUCAGUGGCGAACGAACCGAGCUCACAGCUGCCUCCAGCGGCACAAUAUUUCAAGACUGUAUUAGAUCGAGCGAGGGAAUUGGACCCCACGCGCCCCGCUACCUUCGUAUGCAAUGCUGGGUAUGACAGUGACCUCGCGACUCCCUACGUUGACGUGGUUUGCGUGAAUAAAUACGAGGGUUGGUAUGACGAUCCAGGGCAUGUGGAAGUUAUACAGAAGCGAUUAUCUUACUUUUUGACACAAUGGCAUGAGAAACGUUCAAAGCCUGUAAUUCAUAUGGAAUGGGGCGCUGGUGCCAUCGCCGGUUUCCACUCCGACCCGAGCCUUAUGUACACAGAAGAAUAUCUAUGCGACGUUAUGCGCGAACACUUCGCUACAUUCGACUCCCUGCGCACGGGUUCGAACCCGGUCCUAGCCGGUGAAAUGAUCUGGAAUUUCGCCGAUUUCGCUACCGCGCAGGCGACAACAAGAGCAUACGGGAAUAGAAAGGGAAUUUUCACACGACAAAGGCAGCCAAAAUCACCAGCUUUUGUAAUCAGAGAUCGUUACAGGGCGCUGCGAAAUCAAAGUGUUGCCGAGAGACAAACGGAAUUGGAUUUAAUCGGGAAACACUGGUGGAGGGAAGUGCGGGAAAAUUGGGACAGAAGUUUAUAAUUUAUUCAAGGAGACACCUAUAUACUUAUACUAAGUGCAAUGACAAUGAUGAAUAGUCUCCAUGUAUUUAAUUCAAUAUUGCAGUUUAAAUGCGUAAUUCUUAUAUUUCUUUGCAUUGUUUUCAAAUCACAAACUAACUCACCAUGUUUGCAUCUUGUAACUUCGAUUCCGUUCCCUCUCCACGUCGCUGGGAUUGCCUCAACUCGAUCUGAGCUUCGUGAAUUUCCCGAUCCGCGACCACGACCGCUUCCUAUAG